Messenger RNA from Struthio camelus australis, 3474 nucleotides. Lineage: Eukaryota; Metazoa; Chordata; Aves; Struthioniformes; Struthionidae. The record is from RefSeq and is a predicted model, not a curated record.
GUGACGGGCGCUCGGGUAGCACUGCCUCUCGUCCGGGGAAACGUGGGGUCGGCCUGCAGUUUGCAGUAAUGGAACAAGUGCAGGAUUUGGUUACCCAAGAAGAUGCAAAUAUUAAAGCUAUUAACGAAGAGUACAGGAAGGCCUUUAUAUUUAUCAAUAAAGGACUGAAUACAGAUGAAGUGGGUCAGAAGGAAGAGGCAAGAAAUUACUACAAGCAAGGACUUGACCACUUGCUUAAAGGAAUUAGCAUUCCAUCACAGGGUCCUGCAUGUGUAGGAUCCCAGUGGGAGUCUGCCAGGCAAAUGCAACAAAAGAUGAAGGAGACCCUCCGAAACGUUCACGCUCGACUUGGCGUUUUAGAACAAAACACCCUGACUGUGCAAACAAGUCCUGCUGCAACAGGUGCGCCUGCUGAGGUGCCCAAGUUAUACCCAAAUAUUCCUUCUAAAGAGAAGCCAGGAAGACCUCCUGCGCCUAAUUCUCUGUUUGCACCAAGCCAGCCACCCACUGCAGAUGGAAGUGUUGCAAAUGUGAGUGCGGGGCAAAUUCCAGCAAUGAGUCCAUCAGCUCCAAAAUCUCUUUGUCUGCCAAAUGAAGCACCUCCUGCCUACACACCUCAAGCUACAAAUGGCCAUUUUACAGUGUCUUAUGGCACAGAGUCCGGGGAGUUUUCAUCUGUAGGUGAGGACUACUACAGAAAGUGUAGUCAGCCACCUCCCCUUGAAAGUCUGGGAGUGGAUGCAGAUGAGCUGAUCUUGAUUCCCCAAGGAGUACAGAUAUUCUUUGUAACUCCUGAUGGACAAGUUAGUGCUCCUUCUUAUCCUGGAUAUCUGCGCAUCGUGAAGUUCCUGGAUACUGGUGGUGAGACAGCCCAGAAUCAUCCACCUGCAUUUCUUCAGGUUUGUGACUGGAUGUAUCCUCUAAUGUGUAAUCAGUCUCCUGUUCUAUGCUGCAGUACUGGAGUCUACAUGUUCCCUGACACAAUGUCUCAGGUGCCAGGGUCCUAUGUGGGAAUAGUGUUGUCUUCAGAACUUCCAGCAGCUGACAGAGAGCUUUUUGAGGAUCUGUUAAAACAGAUGUCUGAUCUUCGAAUCCAGGUGCCAGGAUCCCAUGAGAAAGUAGGGUUAUCUUCAGAGCUCCCAGCAACUGAGAGCGCACAUUUUGAAGAUAAGUUAAAACAGAUGUCUGGCCAUGAAGUCCAGCCCUCAGAAGCCUCUCAUGAUGCAAUUAACUUGCCUCAGACUGUUCAUAUCCAACCACAAGCUGAAGGAGGGGAAAAAGAGAAAGAGUUGCCAGAAUGGAGUGAGAAAGUUGCGCAUGGAAUCUUGUCAGGUGCAUCUUGGGUAAGCUGGGGCCUAAUGAAAGGAGCAGAAUAUACUGGCAAGGCUAUCCACAAAGGAGCUUCUAAACUGCGAGAACACAUUCAACCAGAAGAAAAACCUCUGGAAGUCAACCCAACUGUAGCAAAGGGGCUUCACGUAGCAAAACAGGCUACUGGAGGAGCUGUGAAAGUCAGCCAAUUUUUGGUUGAAGGAGUAUGUUCUAUAGCAAGCUGUGUUGGAAAGGAGCUGGCUCCGCAUGUGAAGAAGCAUGGCAGCAAAUUAGUUCCAGAAUCUCUUAAGAAAGACAAAGAUGGCAAAUCCACUUUUGAUGGUGCUCUGGUGGUUGCAGCAAGUGGAGUUCAAGGGUUUUCAACAGUAUGGCAAGGUUUAGAAAGUGCAGCCAAGUGCAUUGCUAAAAGUGUUUCAGCAGAGACUGUAAAAACUGUUAAAUACAAAUAUAAAAACAGGAAAUAUGGAGAUCAGCAAUCAACAGCCCCUAAGAGUGAAAACAAAUAAGUAUGGAGAUGAUGCUGGCCAUGCUACGGACAAUGCUAUGAAUUCUGCAAUCAAUGUUGGCGUGACAGCAUUUAACAUUGACAACAUUGGUAUCAAAGCUGUUGUGAAGAGAACUGCAAAAGAAACUGGCCAUGCUGUGUUGGAUGAAUAUAAAGUAUUGGAUAAGGAGAAAAAAGAUAAAAAAUGAGAACAAUGAAAAGUUUCUGAAAGCCUUACAUUAGAGAUGAAACUUCCUAUUUAGAAGUAACUAUAUUGCUAAACUGUGAUUUAACACAAAUCAUACUAUACUUUUCAAGCAACUAUUACUUAAUUUAACAUGAAAAUAUAAAGGUUGGGGAGGCAUUCUUACAAAGAAAAAUGAAAGUCUCCUUGCUCUAUCACUCUGUAGUGAUGCAGGGAUUUUGACAGCUUGAAGGGUGUGAAUUUGCAGUUAAUAAACUUGCCUCUGUAAGCACUUUUUUCAAAAUAUAAUAUGAAACAGAAUAAUCUAGAAACAGUAUUGUGAGUAUUUUUGUAAUACUAUAUAUUUGUAAAGAAGGUGAUACUGAACAAAUAGGGUUACUAAUUCUGUUGUCAAUUUUUUAGUUAGUUUUACAAAAACUAAGCUUUACUAAUACUAAACAUUAUUUAAUAUGUACUACUUAUUUAAGUUUUGUGUUUUAUUCUUUUUCUAGAUAAUUUCUUUUCAUAGCUACUAAAAAGCCAGUCUUAUCCAAAGUUCAUUUUAGUACAAAUGAAAGAUGAACCUCAGGUAACUAGAUAGCCAUUCCCUUUAAAACUAUUUUUUCCACCCAGCAUAUGAACAAACCAAAGAUACUAAGCGUUUUCUCUAAUAAGAGGGUACUUGCAUCUCUAGAAAAAUGUAUUCUGCAGCUGGCACUAUAAGUAAUAUUCAAAGAUUAUUUGAAAUUCAAAUUUUUAUAUGGAGAAGAUAAGUGGAUUUUUGCAUAAAUGAAAAUAUUUUUCUGCAAAAACAUUCUAGAGAGGCUGCUAGAUAUGUCUAUGGAUUCUGCACUUUUCAGCCAGUCCACAAAGAGUCAUAGUAUAUAUGACUUCUAAUGGAAGACAGUAGGUAUUUGCUUCAAGGUGUAGUUUUGACAGUCAGCACCUUUAUUCCAAUGAAUUCAGUUGCACAAGGUGCAUCUUUAAAGAGUAUGAAGACAAGCACCUUUAAUUGGAUGUAUAUGGAAUACAAUAGACACUACUCUGUAGCUUGCUCAUCCUAUUGCAGUGUGAAAUAACUCCCAUGUAGAAAACUGAUAAGAGUCGUCCUUCCUUUUAAGAUGCUUUUUCACUGCUGCUUAUUUAAAGUUCAUUAGUGGGUUUUAAAGCUGCUAUACAUUCUAGUCUUGAUCGGUCCAGCGGCAAAUGGAACACUGUCAAUUUACAAUUUCACUUCAUAUCAAAUAAUGGGAGAAAAUAACUGUAAGUGAUCGUUAGCAAGUGAUGCUUGUAUAUCAGACAGGAAAAAAGAAAAGCAGUAACAAAAAUAUCUACUGGAAGUGUAACAGCACAUUUUGUGGUAGUUAUUGCAGGUGUGUACUUUAGUGCGAGAAAAGUAAAACAAAGGGGCUAACCACUUGAAGUGUAACUUGAACUGAUUUACAGAAAUAAAAUUAAGUAAAAUUAAAAUUGA